Molecule: messenger RNA, 4042 nt
Organism: Cherax quadricarinatus
Lineage: Eukaryota; Metazoa; Arthropoda; Malacostraca; Decapoda; Parastacidae
Source: RefSeq, a predicted model, not a curated record
AGGGGCAGUUGGUUACGCAGACCAAGCAACGGAACACAGCUUAAUCGAUUUAUUGUCUGAGGAUGAGACAGAAGGUAUCAAUGAAGGCGACACCUGGUAUAUGAGAGGAAACUACCGUAAAGCGCUACAUCGAUAUGAGGAGCUGGUAAACAGUUCGAAGUGCAAGGACAAAGAAUUACCCCACGUAUUCCUGAUGAUGGCCAAUGCUUAUUUCGUUUCUGGUUUCACAAGUGCACUGACAUACUGUGACCGAGCCAUUAAACACGCUAAGGAAACAGGAAACGACUUAGUGAAGAAACUAGCUGAGCAGAACAGAAAGAAGAUUGAAAACGCUGUACAGAACCUUGGAAAUAUUCCCCUCGCUGACGACAAGACUGAACUUGACAAGAUGAUGGCAUCACUGAACGACACAGACAAAUAAUGGUCAGUUUACACUGCUGGCUGACCCACCAUUCUGUUGGUGUCCACAAAUCCACUGAUACCCUGCCAGCACACUAUCAAUUUUUAUUCUAAUAAUUUAAAAAAAAAAAUGUGUUUCUUAACACUUCGGCCGUCUCCCACCGAGAUAGUGUGACCCGACAAAGAAGAAAACACUUUCACUGUCACUCGUUCAAUGGUUGUGUUACCAGGAGCAUGAUGACAUUAUAGUUCAGAAGACCUUCCAAACCGUAACCUUCACAACACAUUGUCAUCGCUCUCGGGCCGUGUGGAGGUGCUGCGCAGACGCUCCUGAUUGAGUUGAUUUUCUGCGCAGUUUACCUGUUUGGGCUGCCCCUAGCACUGGUUGGUGGCAACUUUAUUUUCUCAAGAUGGCGCUGAACAGUCGGAGACGCAUCAAUACAAUCUGUAUUGAGUUGAUCCGUGGGGCUGUAACAGGAUCUUCCAUGGAUUUGUUAUUACCGGCGAUAAUUCGCGAUACAUAUGGUAUAGCGAAUGAGGAGAUUUGUGGAGUGGCGCUCAACGGAACGACGAGGAUCUUCGUGAAAUUAACAUCUGCAUCUGUACAUGAGGCGGUGAUUGACAAGUACCAGGAGACCACUAUAGCGGUCAACUACGCGGUGUCAGUACGGCUCCAUGAUGUAUCAAGGUACUACACCUGGGUCAAGAUAAGAAAUGUACCUUCCGAGGCAGAUGACUCUGAUAUCCGAAGUGACCAUAUGACCACUGCGGGGCGGUGGGCUGCUGGCCCGUAUACUGGGAUACCUGAAGGCACAUAUUCUGUUAAAAUGACACUACGUCUUCCCAUCCCUUCGUAUGUAGUGUUAUCGGAUUUUAGGAACGAAGUAUUUGUAACAUAUGCUGGGCAACGUCGAACGUGUCGCUUGUGUGGGUCAUAUGACCACGUGGCGGCGCAGUGUGGAAAGCGACGGGGAUAUCCAGAACAGCAGCGACGGCAGGCUGCAGAAGAGGAUGGUGAGAAGCGAGAGCUGCCUUAUGCGACCCUGCCUAAGCAAGGGUUGUCUUGGAGUGAAGAGGUCGAUAAAGCAGUGGCGACUGAGACAGCAGGUCUAUCAAGAGGGGAGGUGUCACCUUCAUUGGAUGUAAAUCAGGUGUGCGAUGAGAACAUACCAGACUUGUGUGAUGGAGAUGUGGAGGUGUCGUUAGCAGAGGCGUUAGACGCCUUGAUAGACGACAAGAUUAUAAGACAGGUGGGGGAUCCAGAUCUAACUAUGGGGUCUGUUGCUGACGACGGAGUGGGAGGUGAAGGAAGACUACAGCAGAGUGAAGCAAACGUCUUGAUGGUGCAGGAUGUGGAGGUGGAGGUGCAUCAGGAAGAGGUAAAAGAUGCUACAGUGCAGGAGGAGGGUAUGUCACGAAAGCGCAUGACGGCGCUUUCGGACUCGGACGACCUGCUCAUGCCUGCCCAGCGACCUGGAAAAAAGUCAUGGGCGGAGGUCAUGAGGAGAGGAACCAGUGGCCCCAAGGAGCAGGGGUUUGCUAAGGUGGUUUCAAAAGGGGGGGAGGGAUAAGGGAGUAAUAAAACGUUCUGGUGAAAAGUCAUAACCGGGGACAAAAGGAAAACCCAUUUAGUAGUAUGACAAUAAAUAUUAGUGGCUUGAGAGCUGAAAGAAAGCGUAAGUGGUUCAGUGAGUAUUUGGUGCAUCUGGGUGUGGAUGUAGUGUUCAUACAGGAACACAACUACAAAACAGGAUAUGAGUUGGAAAUGAGUGGAUAUAAUGUGUACUUGGAGCAUACGACAAGGUUGAAAGGAGGAGUUGCUAUCCUGGUGAGGGAAACUAGCCCAUUCGUUGUAAGGCGUUGCGAAGGGGGGGAGGGGAGGGUGAUUAGAGUGGAUGGAUCAUGGGGUUGGGUAAAAAUAAGUCUGGUGUGUGUAUAUGGUCCUGCAGAGGGAGAUGUGCGUAUUAAAACUAACUUUGUUAAAGAAGUUCUGGUAUAUUAUUUGCGUGCCUUGCCAAAUGUAGCGGUAAUUGGUGGUGAUUGGAAUUGUGUGAUAAGACGAAAGGAUGUGGAACCUAGAGGGGCAGGGACUUGUUUGGGGCUAUUGUGGGAUUUAUUAAAUGGGGUGGGGUUAAGGGAUGUUUGUGGGGGAGGGGAGUAGGGGGAAGUAGAGCAUACUUUUGUUAGAUGUGAUUAUGCGGCAAGACUGGAUCGUUUGCACGUGCCCCAUGCGAUAAGAAUGCGUAGCGUGUGUGUGGUGGAUGUGGUUUUUUCAGACCAUAGGGGAGUUGUAAUGGACGUAGAUUGGGAGGGAUUGCCUCGAAGGGGUCAAAGUUAUUGGAAAUUAAAUGUAAAGUUACUGCAGGGAGAUGAAUGGCGUCAGUCUUUUGUGAAAAUGUGGGAACGUUUGGCAGUUGCAGCACCUGGAGAUGAUGCCUUGGUAACUUGGUGGAAUACGGUGGCUAAAAUGAGCAUCAAAGAAUAUUAUAUUAGGAGAGGGAAGGAAUAUAACACGUUAAAGUAUGGAUUACAAAGAUACCUUGAAUGGCAGCUGCGUGAAUGUUAUGCAAGAGGAAGUGCAAACUAUCCAGUAGUCGAAAUUGAAAGUUUAAAGGAAAGUAUUAGGAUGUUGCAAAAUGAGAGGUUUGAUGGGGAGAGAAUUAGGGGUGGAAUAGAAGAGGUACUGUGGGGAGAUCGACCGUCGGCUUGUUUGUUGAGGAGUCAAUGUAGGAGGAGAAAGGCAAUGGAGAUGAUGGGGUUAAAUGUUCAGGUUGGUAUGGAAGGGUAUAGGGUAGGUUAAGUGUUGGUAACGACGGAGGGUAUAAGUGGAUAUGUUGAUGCUUGGUUUAAGUCAAAUAUGCAAAGUGUUGGUAUAAGUGGGAUAGCACUGCAGACAAUGGGAGGGUUUGUGCAGUGCGAGCUGGAGGUGCAAGAUCGAUUGGCAUAGGGAGGGCCGAUCACGGAGUGUGAGAUUUGGGAGGUUUUAACUGGUGUGAACUUAGGUAAGGCGCCGGGUAUAGAUGGGAUACCAAGUGAUUUUUAUGUUAAAAAUUGGGCGUACUAAAGGGGUUUUUAGUAAGAUUGUUCAACAUGCUUAAGAAGGAUCGGGUUUUAGGAGAACAGCAAAGGACGGCUGUGGUGGUUUUAGUACCGAAGGGUGAGCCAUCAACAGUAAGGGAUUAUCCGGCCAUUUCGCUAAUGUGUGGAGAUUACAAGCUAUUUGCAAAGAUAUUAGCUAACAGAAUUAAGAAGGUAAUAGGUAAAGUGAUAGAUAAGGGACAAUACGGAGUGCCGGGAAGGUCUAUAUAUGAAGGGCAUGGUUUGAUUAGAGGUUUUAUUGAGAGAUGGGGCGAAUAGGGAGGGGGGGGGGUUGGCUCUGGAUUGGGAGUUGGCUCUGGAUUGGGAGGCAGCCUAUGACAGUGUAGAACGGGAAGUGUUAUGGAUGUUUAUGCGUUGGCAGGGGUUCAGGGAAGAAAUUAUAUCUUGGGCUAAAUUAUUGUAUCAAGGUGCUGCAAUGAGGAUACAGGUGAAUGGGAGGUUAGGUGAUAAAAUUCAGAUGGGUAGGGGCCUGCGUCAAGGUUGUCCCCUUUUGCAAAUUUUAUUUGCGUGUUUACAAGAUACCUUUUAUAGAGCGAUUCGAAGG